Racocetra fulgida is the source of this 318-nucleotide messenger RNA. Lineage: Eukaryota; Fungi; Glomeromycota; Glomeromycetes; Diversisporales; Gigasporaceae. The record is from the annotation of a GenBank genome assembly.
AUAUCGAUUAUAAUGAGAAACGGAUGAUAAAGAAACAACAUCAAGAUGGAUAUUCUACACCAUCACCAUGUAGUCCAAAAUUACAUUCAUUGCCAAUAGAUAAUCCAUUUGUAGUGGAAGAGGACGAGUACGGCACCAUAAUAAUUGAUGAUACAAGUGGUGUCAUAUUUGUGGGCGAAGUCAGUCCACCUUCAGAAAAAAAUAAUGUUUAUAAAAAUUGUAACGAUUUAAUCCGUAUUGGUAUUUUCAUGAAGGACUGUUUUGAUUCAGCCAUAGACUUGAGUACUGACAUAAAAUUGCUAGAUUUUCAAUGUGUUG